AUAACUGACACUGAUUUAUGUCAAGCACGAAUUUUUUUAUAUUUUUGUAUCGGGAACUAUGUUCUUUCUUCAUCAAAUUAUCGAACAUUAAAGUUUCGUGUUGAAAAAAUGAGUGGAGAGUGUUAUUCUAUGGAAGUUGGCACACCACUAAAAGGUAAUAAAGUGAUGGAAACAAAUUGUUCUCAAUUAAUUCAAGACGGAAACAAAAAUAUCAAUCAACUUUUGGAAUAUGAAACAAUGGUUUCUUCAGCUGAAAAUAAAUGUAAUCAGUUAAAAAGCCAACUUGAACGCAUUAAACAGUACUACAGCAGUCAAUCUGAAGCCAAAUUCCCGAAAUCUUCAUAUUCCAACUCCACAAAAAAACCAUCAGCUAAAAAACAAGCAACAAAAAUGAUUAGACAAAAUUCCAACGCAAUAAGUACCGACAGAACCGGGGCUGCUUUAGGAACAAUUAACAACAUUUUAACAGGGAUCACAAAAUCCAUGCAAGUUCCCGAUUUGCUCCCAAAAUCAAAAAUUCCAGAAGUCCAAAGCUGCAGCCAAUUGGGGAGUGGACAAGUUUUUGGUGUCGAUGAAGUCACAAUCAAUACAAAAUCGAAACAAUCAAUACAACUCAAAUCAAAACCGAAAAUUAGCAAAUCUAAAGUCGCAGCAAUAACUUCUUCAAGAAACUUUAAAAAAAUGAGAAAAGCAACGGCCAGUCUCCCUGAUAAACGCCACAGUAAGAGUAGUGAGAGUCAAAUUCCGAAAAUAGCACCGGCGAUUAACAAACGGGGAAGAAAAUUGUUGAGCAAACCCAAAGUUUCCGUCUUCGAAACCGAAAAAAAGUCAAAUGUGGUUCCAAGUAUUGUCAAACAUAGUGCAAGAAACCCAGAUUUGGUUGAAAUAUACCACAACAAUGCUGUCAAGCAAACCAAAUCGAGUGAUAGUGAUAUUAAUAAAAAGAAACACAAAGUUGGUGAAAAAGUUGAAACUGAUGUUGAGGUAAUCCCACCAUUAAAUAUUGAGGAAAAUGAAAAUCAAGAUCAAAACAAGGGUGUCGUAAGUAUUUACAAAAAUUACACCAUGCCAACUAUUUCCUCAAGAAUGAAACAAGCGGCGAAAUUUUACAUGCACUCGUUCAAUAUUAAAACUAUACCAUUUUGUCUUUCCACUUCUACGAGUCCUAGUCACAAUAUCGGAAUUAACAUUCAACAAGUGAUAAGUAUGGUGAAAACUAAACAACCAGUUGGGAAAUUAUCACCAACUCUUGCAUAUAACAUCGGUUUAGCUGCGGGAAAAUGGGAAGAUAAUCCCUUAUCGAUUUUGGGUUCGACUGUGACUACUAGAGCCUUUCCUUCACAGUGUCCUCUUUCUCGCAGUACAGUUAACUAUCAACACCUUCAAGAAAUUGCAAAAACUAUACCACAAGACAUAAUCGAAGAAAAUGAAGAAAUUGAAGAAACUGAAGUUUCGCCUGAAACUCGAUCAGUGAUCAUUACAGGCCCAUCAGGUGAUGUGAAAGUUAUCAACAAAAAACAAACUAUUUGGAGUGCUAAUACGGAAGAGAAAAGAUGUACCUGUGUUGUACCCAAAGGAAUAGGUUUUCAACAAAUUGUCAAUAAAUUUAACGGAAUUGCAACGAAACCCAAAAGUACCAGUCCUUCAAUUAUUAAAAUGAAAGGGAGAAAAUCGAAACAAAUUGGUUGUGGUGAAGCCGGUCAACAAACCGAUUUUAUGCCUCUGCAUAACAAGGAGAAGAAACUUAAAGAAGUUUUGGGUAAAUUACACGACGAGUUUGAGACUAUGACAAAGACUUAUGAUGAAUUGGUGAAAAGGAAUGAUGAAGGCAAAGCAACGCCUGAUGCUCUCCAACAACUCGAAAAAUUAGACAACGAACUUAACAGUAAAGAAGAAGAAAUCGUGAUGGUCAUGACUUUGUAUAAAGAGGUGUUGGCUUUGAAGCAACAAGUGAAAACUUUGAAAGAACGUGCAAGUAAAGAAAGUGUUUCGAUGCAUAACCAGGUUCCGAAAAUUGGUGGCAAAAAUAUGGAAACAGCCGGGCUUUUGAAUAAACUGCUGCAAAGGCUGCAUUAUUACCAGACACAUUACAAAAAACACUAAAUUUAUAACGAAAAAUCAUGUGUCAGUGUUGUACUUGUACAACAAAUACAUAAACAAUGACAAAAA
This is a messenger RNA of Tribolium madens (black flour beetle), 2169 nucleotides long. RefSeq lists its product as uncharacterized. NCBI's taxonomy places the organism in Eukaryota, Metazoa, Arthropoda, Insecta, Coleoptera, Tenebrionidae. The record is from RefSeq and is a predicted model, not a curated record. The coding region runs from base 109 to 2103 and encodes 664 amino acids. The transcript is spliced from 6 exons.